AUGCACUGGAAUGUAGGCUAUAAGAGUUGGGCGGUAUUCGCACUAGUCUUCGAGCUACGUACGGUGAUCGCGCAGAGUAAUGAGACUUUGGUCCCAUUCGCGUUCAAACCUCUUCCCCUCGGCUCCAUUAAGCCAAACGGCUGGUUGAAAGACCAACUCACCCUCUCGGCCAACGGUCUGGCAGGCCACCAACACGACUUCUACGACUUUGUCGCGCACUCGACCUGGCUUGGUGGCACCUCGGAAUACUCCUCCUUACGUGAAGGGUUCCCCUACUGGUUUAACGGCCUGGUUCCCCUAGCGUAUACUCUCGAUGAUUCGCGUCUUCUGGAGCAGGUGCACUCCGCUGCGGACUAUGUGCUGUCCCACCAGCAGGAUGAUGGGUGGCUCGGCCCUGAGAAUGGGACAGACAGGAAUUUCUGGGGCAGGAUGCCCUUUUUGCUGGGGUUGAAGGGGCUGGCUGAGGCAGAGAAAGGUGGGGAGUGGGAGUCUAGGAUUGUUGAUUCGCUCUGGAAGUUUAUGGGGGUGACGAACGAGAUGCUGAGGGAUAAUUUCACGGGGUAUCACUAUCAUGAGGGAGAUGCGGUGGGGCAGGGAGACGAACAAUGGGGCCGUGUUCGAGUCCAGGAUAUGAUUAUCACUCUUCAAUGGCUUUACGAAGAGCAUUCUUCCGACCGCAAUGCCUCACAAGUUAUGGAAAAUAUGCAGCUCCUCAUAGAAGGCUCGCUGAAUUGGGCUGAUUGGUACAACCCCGAGAUUUAUAUCAAGGAAGACCUCAACACACUGCCGGUAUCCGAAACCGAACCUCUCUUUGCCUACGAGCAUGGUGUCAACGUUGGCCAAGGUCUCAAGGCCCUCGCGGUUUUCAGACGCGUUACGCACAACGACAGUCUAGUACAGACUAGCAAAGAUGCCGUAGAUUGGACUUUCCAAUACCAUGGCGCUGCCUCAGGAGCCAUUCUUGCAGACGAAAGACUUGCGGGGCUGGCACCGUACUACGGAUCGGAGACAUGUACACUGGUCGAGACGAUGUACUCGCUGUCGUACUUAUACCAGGCUCUGGGUGACGCGUCAUACGCCGAUCGCUGCGAGAAGACGGCUUUCAAUGCGCUCCCUGUCCAGCUGACGCCGGACUGGUGGGCAAGACAGUACGUCUCGCAACCGAAUCAGCCUUACGCACAACAUUUGGAUGAGACUCCUUUCUGGAAUGUGAAUCAAUGGGGUCAAUCAUACGGUCUUGAAGUCGAUUAUCCUUGCUGCACGGUCAACCAUCCACAAGGCUAUCCCAAAUUCGCAGCAGCGAUGUACGUUCAGGCUGGAGACGGUGGUAUCGCGCAUGCCCUGCUCGGACCCGGAAGCGCUACGGUCGGCGAUACGAAGAUUGAUUGCGAAACGGAGUACCCCUUUAGCAACACGCUCACAUACGCCAUCACCGCGAAAUCCGAGUUCUACUUCCAUGUGCGUGUCCCUUCGUGGGCCGACGCGUCAAAGACUACCAUAUCCACCGGCUCAAACUCCAGCGCUGUCAAUCCUGACCCGCAAACCGGCUUACACAAACUCUCGGUUUCAUCCGGUACCACAAAAGUAACCUACACCUUGAGCGAGCCAUCAAUCAUCCAAGAAGAUCGCGCAAACGACACCGUCGCCAUACACUACGGCGCCCUCGUUUUCGCCCUCGCCGUUCCCUCGACGAACUCCUCCACGCGGCCCAAGCAGUACGGCUCCAACGAGCCGCUGCCAGUAGACUACGCACCACCCCAGGCCCUCGAUUACUCGUACCACAAUGCUUCUGCAUGGAAUUACGCCAUUGAUCCCGACACGCUCACUGUGCACCGCUCCAACGAAAGUGGCCUCGCAAACCCGCUUUUCGCGCCGGGGGCGCUGCCCAUUUGGAUGACUGCGAAGGCGUGCGAGAUUGAGUGGGGGGUGUAUAAGGGGGUGCCGGAUGCGCCGCCGACGGGGGAGAAUAGGAAGUGUACGGGGGAUGUGGUGGAUGUGAGAUUAGAACCGUUGGGUAGCGCGAAGAUCCAUUUGGUGGAUUUGCCUGUGUUGAAGCUUGUGGAUGGUGGCGCGAGGGGUGGUGAGAGUAUCGGGACGAAGGAGAAGAAGUCUACUGAGAUGCGGCAAGAGUGGGGAUAG
Messenger RNA from Didymosphaeria variabile, 2139 nucleotides. RefSeq lists its product as uncharacterized. Lineage: Eukaryota; Fungi; Ascomycota; Dothideomycetes; Pleosporales; Didymosphaeriaceae. The transcript is spliced from 2 exons. The coding region runs from base 1 to 2139 and encodes 712 amino acids. Gene Ontology annotation, biological process: carbohydrate metabolic process. The record is from RefSeq and is a predicted model, not a curated record.